Molecule: messenger RNA, 988 nt
Organism: Telopea speciosissima
Lineage: Eukaryota; Viridiplantae; Streptophyta; Magnoliopsida; Proteales; Proteaceae
Product: thylakoid lumenal 15 kDa protein 1, chloroplastic
Exons: 8
Coding region: 53-754 (233 amino acids)
Cellular component (GO): chloroplast thylakoid
Source: RefSeq, a predicted model, not a curated record
AAUUGUCAAUUAGUUGUCGUUCCCAUUUCCCAUCUCUACUCGGCUGCUCCCAAUGGCAAUUCUGAGCGUCUCGCCCUUCACCUCUACACCGAAGCCAUUAUCGUCGCCUCCCUCUGUUAAACCUCAGCUCUCAAGAGCAAGAUAUCCAUUUUCCUGUCAACGUUCCUUCUCGAGCUAUCCUACUCAGAGGGAACACUUUCCCGGUCUGAAGAAACUCGAAUCUCCUGCGAACAUGUUCUCUUCUAUUGGAGAAUCAUUAUCUAGAGCUGGCUUGCUAGCUAUUCUAUCUGCUUCUCUAGUUCUCGUUGAUCCCGCUCUUGCUUUUAAGGGAGGAGGUCCAUACGGUUCUGAAGUUACAAGGGGUCAGGACCUGACAGGGAAGGAUUUUAGUGGAAAGACUUUGAUCAAGCAAGAUUUUAAAACGUCUAUACUCCGACAAGCCAAUUUUAAGGGUGCAAAGUUGCUAGGUGCGAGCUUCUUUGAUGCUGAUUUAACAGGAGCUGAUCUUUCUGAUGCUGAUCUCAGAGGUGUGGACUUCUCAUUGGCAAAUGUAACAAAGGUGAAUUUGAAAAAUGCAAACCUGGAAGGUGCACUUGCUACAGGCAACACAUCCUUCAGAGGAUCUGUCAUAACUGGAGCAGACUUCACAGAUGUGCCUUUGAGAGAUGAUCAACGGAAAUAUCUUUGCAAAGUUGCUGAUGGGGUGAAUCCUACAACUGGAAAUGCAACACGAGACACACUGCUUUGUGGGUAAUCUCAAUUAAUCGCCAUUCUGUAACGGGGAAAGAUGGUCGUACAUGUGAGUAUGUGAUGCGUCUAUUUUUGUGAGUUGAGCAAGUUGUUCUGCUAUUUCAUUAUUUUCUAUGCAACUUGAUUUAAUUGAGUCUAGCAGCAACUACUGUAAAUUCAAUUGUAAGCUAAACCUUUUCUCAGAAAGAAAAAUGAAAUAUACUUCGUAUUCAAUUAUGAAAAACUUUGGUAUUCCACA